AUGGUUUGGUCGAGCGCUAACGAGGAGCCUGGUAGUGGUUAUGAAUGCCUCAACAACCUCUGGGGUGACACGGCGGCAACCUCAGGCCAACAGUGCACCUACGUGGAUGGCAGUUCUAGCAACAGCGUGUCGUUUCACACGACCUGGACGUGGCAAGGCGCGCCUAACAAUGUCAAGAGCUACGCCUACUGUGGCAAAAUUGCUCCGAAAGGGAAGCUCGUCAGCGCUAUCAGCAGCAUGCAGACUUCGGUAUCAUGGACCUACACUACGGAGGAUCUACGUGCGAAUGUCGCCUACGAUAUUUUCACGGCCGCAGAUCCGAACCAUGAUCGCAGCAGCGGUGACUAUGAGCUUAUGAUCUGGCUUGCCCGUCUCGGUGGCAUCUACCCAAUUGGCAAGUCGACUGGGACGGUCACAGUGGCCGGCAAGUCAUGGGACUUGUGGGUCGGCAUGAACGGUCAGAUGCAGGUCUACAGCUUCGUUGCCGCAAGCCCCGUCCGUACCUUCAGUGCCGACGUAAAGCAGUUUUUCAACUAUCUCCAGACCAGCCAGAACUACCCGGCAAGCAAGCAGAACCUAAUCAUCUUCCAAAUUGGAAGCGAAGCAUUCACUGGCGGCCCAGCGACAAUUACGUUCAACAACUGGGCUGCGGAUAUCAAUUAG
This is a messenger RNA of Sporothrix brasiliensis 5110, 663 nucleotides long. RefSeq lists its product as uncharacterized. Gene Ontology annotation, biological process: polysaccharide catabolic process. Lineage: Eukaryota; Fungi; Ascomycota; Sordariomycetes; Ophiostomatales; Ophiostomataceae. Bases 1 to 663 code for a protein of 220 amino acids. The record is from RefSeq and is a predicted model, not a curated record. Gene Ontology annotation, molecular function: cellulase activity. The transcript has 2 exons.